Molecule: messenger RNA, 651 nt
Organism: Fusarium verticillioides 7600
Lineage: Eukaryota; Fungi; Ascomycota; Sordariomycetes; Hypocreales; Nectriaceae
Exons: 3
Coding region: 1-651 (216 amino acids)
Source: RefSeq, a predicted model, not a curated record
AUGUAUUGUCUGCUCAAACACUUGAUAGAUGGUCUCCUCCUUAGCGACUAUGGCAUCGAAGAGGGCUCAACUCUACUCCUAGCACUCAGGCUUUCUUGUGUUCAUGGGCGUAAUUGUCCGUGUCUUCCUCCUAAGCGCAAAACGGCGCCUCGGCCCGAGACUGGACAGGCUGAAAUGGCUUUUCCCUUUGGUGGUGGACUAUUUCAAGAGUCAAACGCGGUCUCCUUCAAUGUUCAGAUCCUCAACAGCGCCACUUUCACUGCAAUCACUGGUCGCGAUCCGCCUUCAACUCCAGUCUCAGCAGCAGUCUACCAAGAGCUUGGUCUCCCGUUCUAUGAUCUCUACGAAGAACCCAGCCGUGUCUCUGGUGUAUUUUCUGGUCUGAAAUCCAUCGCUCAGAUUGAGGGUACUCCCAAGAAAGCAUUGGACAACCUCUCCCUCAUUGAAGCUGAAACUAGAGAACCGGCGAAUAAAUAUAAAAAUGGCAAAGGCAAAACUGGCGACAAUCCAGCUCAUACUACGGCUCAGAAGACGCAUGGCGAUACCAGUGAUCCGAAAGUGGGAAGCAUUGGGCUUCUUGACCCUCGAGCUCCUGAUUUGGAGGUUCGAUUUGCCUGGGACGUGGAGGCAGAGACUGAUACAGAGAUUUGA